CGCCCCAGGCGCGCAGAGCAGCUCCCGGGCGGGUGAACCUGGCCAUUCAGCCGCCGCUAUCCCCGCUGCGUGCCGUCGCGCGUCUGUCUGAGAAGCCAGGCGCUGUUGCUCCAGCCCAGAAGAAGAUGGCAAAGGUGGCCAAGGACCUCAACCCCAGGGUUCAAAAGAUGUCCCUGGGCCAGCAGCAGUCAGCGAGAGGCGUGGCAUGUUUGGGAUGCAAGGGGACGUGUUCGGGCUUCGAGCCACAUUCAUGGAGGAAAAUAUGCAAGUCAUGCAAAUGCAGCCAAGAGGACCACUGCCUAACCUCUGACCUAGAAGACGACCGGAAAAUUGGCCGCUUGCUGAUGGACUCCAAGUAUUCCACCCUCACCGCCCGGGUGAAAGGCGGAGACGGCAUCCGGAUUUAUAAGAGGAACCGGAUGAUCAUGACCAACCCUAUUGCCACUGGGAAAGAUCCCACCUUUGACACCAUCACCUACGAGUGGGCUCCCCCUGGAGUCACCCAGAAACUGGGCCUGCAGUACAUGGAGCUCAUCCCCAAGGAGAAGCAACCAGUGACGGGCACCGAGGGGGCCUAUUACCGCCGACGCCAGCUCAUGCAUCAGCUCCCCAUCUAUGACCAGGACCCCUCUCGCUGCCGUGGACUUUUGGAGAACGAGUUGAAACUGAUGGAAGAAUUCGUCAAGCAGUAUAAGAGCGAGGCCCUUGGCGUGGGAGAGGUGGCCCUUCCCGGGCAGGGCGGCUUGCCUAAGGAGGAGGGAAAGCAACAGGAAAAGCCAGAAGGUGCAGAGACCACUGCCCCGACCACCAACGGCAGCCUUGGCGACCCAUCCAAGGAAGUGGAAUAUGUCUGUGAGCUCUGCAAAGGAGCAGCCCCUGCAGACAGCCCUGUGGUCUACGCGGACAGGGCAGGCUACAGCAAGCAGUGGCACCCCACCUGCUUCGUGUGUUUUAAGUGCUCCGAGCCACUGGUGGACCUCAUCUACUUUUGGAAGGAUGGUGCGCCCUGGUGCGGCCGCCAUUACUGCGAGAGUGUGCGGCCCCGGUGCUCUGGCUGUGAUGAGAUAAUCUUCUCAGAGGACUAUCAGCGCGUGGAAGACCUGGCCUGGCACCGGAAGCAUUUUGUCUGUGAGGGCUGUGAGCAGCUGCUGAGUGGCCGGGCGUACAUCGUCACCAAGGGUCAGCUUCUGUGCCCGACUUGCAGCAAAUCCAAGCGCUCCUGAAGGGCUGCCCGCCCACAGCAACCACAACAUCCCACCAAGAAGAAAAAAGUCAGGUGUGCUGAAGCUGUCCUAAGCCUCUGAUGCCACAGCCACCCAGCAACGCACACAGUGGUUCUUUCUCUAGGUUGGGUAGUGGUGGUGGAUCCUAUGAGGGUCGGUAGUUGCAAAACCAGAAAUGUUCUAAGAAGUCUUAGGAUGGAGUUAUUUUUGUUUUUGUUGAUUCCCAGCUACAACCAACUGAGGACAAAAAUGGCACCAGCAACGGCUCUAGAAAGACCUUCUCAGAGUUCAGUUCUGAUGGUCAGAUCAUACAGCUGUAGAAUGCACGUGCCUUUUCUGGAUGGGGGGCUCCUCCAGAAACAGGCUGGGAUUUCAGCUCUCACUCAUUGCCUCCUUUUCAAGUGAAAUUUGAAUUUUAAAUAAACAACCUUUUCUUGGCAUGAUAAACAUAUCAAUAAAAGUUUUGUGAAUUCCA
Molecule: messenger RNA, 1698 nt
Organism: Tupaia belangeri chinensis (Chinese tree shrew)
Lineage: Eukaryota; Metazoa; Chordata; Mammalia; Scandentia; Tupaiidae
Gene: LMCD1
Product: LIM and cysteine rich domains 1
Exons: 6
Coding region: 126-1223 (365 amino acids)
Cellular component (GO): nucleus
Molecular function (GO): zinc ion binding; transcription corepressor activity
Source: RefSeq, a predicted model, not a curated record